Cygnus olor (mute swan) is the source of this 13422-nucleotide messenger RNA. RefSeq names its product transcription activation suppressor (gene TASOR). Gene Ontology annotation, biological process: protein localization to heterochromatin; negative regulation of gene expression, epigenetic. Lineage: Eukaryota; Metazoa; Chordata; Aves; Anseriformes; Anatidae. Gene Ontology annotation, cellular component: heterochromatin; nucleoplasm. Gene Ontology annotation, molecular function: chromatin binding. The coding region runs from base 7821 to 12431 and encodes 1536 amino acids. The record is from RefSeq and is a predicted model, not a curated record. The transcript has 23 exons.
GGUUGUUUUUGCAAGGAGACAACAAAAAGAUUUCAACAGUAAGCACAGUGGAUAUUAACAUAUGUGACCAAGACUUGCAUUUGUUUCUGGUGGAAGUGUUAUAUAUUUGGAUCUUAUUUGCUAGACACAAAAUUGUAAUAACUAAGUAAGUCACUGCACUCAAUAAUCCAGUACAUCCCCCAAAGUUUUGUAUUAUUUUAUCAAAUUAGUAAGUAGGUGGAGCAAAAAGUUAAUAGCCCACCAUAAGUUUUUCUCUCUUGAUUCCUUUUGGAUCAAAUGUUUACUAAAUGCAUAUUCUUUCAAAACAUUGAGAUGAUGCAUUUCGGGGCAUGUAGAAACCUAACAACCAGCCGGUGAAUCUCAAAAUACUAACUUGCAUUUGUGUACUGACUAUCGUUUAGCAACCCACUGAGCAUCAUGUUCAACACACUGUAUUGCAGAUGGUUCAGUUUUGCUUUACAGAUACUGAUUUGAUCUAAUAAAGUUUAAUGAAAGUUUUUCCAAAUCAUUGUGAAGAAUAAGCUUUUCAGUUUAAGAGUACCAGUGUCAUUCUAGAUUUAGUUAGAUUUGUUUUUUUUUUUUUCGGUUCUAGUACUUCUAAAAGGCUACUACUUUUGAAAGAAUGACAGGACUGUGGCAUGGGAUGGACAGACAAAAAUAUUAAAAAGGAUGCGUAAAAUAUAAAAUGCUCAAUGUAAAGUGUGUGUGUGUGUAUUAGUAAAGGCAUCAAGAUUGUCAGUACUCACAAUCAUUAGUAACCCUGCUUAUCAGCACUGUGGGGUCUGAGAAGUUGCAGUGGUAAGCCAGCAUCCGUGCUGCAACCAUUCAGUAAGCACCGGCCUCUGCUUGAUUCUUGUGAAGAGAACUGCUGAUGAUUUCUCAGGACACCCACCGCUGCACAUGCAAUGCUUCUGCUAACGAGGUAGUUCAAAGCUGUGUCAAUUGAGAUGAGAUCUCUUAAGGUCACUUGCUUCUCAGAUGGAAGAAUAUUGCCAAGGUGAGAAGGUGAAAAAGAACAAGUGAAGUGUGUAAAAAAGGCAAGAGUCAGUGAAGAACCAGAGGGGUCUAGGGCUUCUGAGAUCACCGUGAGGGGAUAGCAAAAUAAGGAGAUGAACGUGGAUGCUGGAUGAGUUGCAGCUCCUCUACAUCUGAGGUAUUAGUACUCUGGAUCUUACAGUCUGGGAGAAUAACGAGUGAUGAGUCAUCUUGCUCUCAAGAGCAAGGGAAAAGCAUAGAUUGCCCUAACUGAGAAAGAAAGGUGAGCAAAGAGAAUAUCUUUGGAGUUCUUUGAAAUGUAAGGACCUUCUGAGACUGCAAAAGAAAAUGUAACUCUGGUGUUUGAUUCCCUAGAUGUGGUCUGCAGCACUGAAAAGAGCAAUGCAAGGAUGAAGAUGACCUAUGUCCUGGAACACAAAGUUCUGCAGUGAGACAACAGGAGCAGUUAGUUUCAAGUCUGUGAAACUCAGUACCAGGGAACCAAUUGCCAGAGUCUGGGUAAAAGAUGGGCCCAAAGCUGAGCUCCAAGGUAGAGAAGGUGUUUCUCAGAGGCAACUCCUAUUCAGUAUGACCCACCUGAACCAGGGAUGCUGCCUGAAGGAAUGCUCUGAAAUAGUUGGAACCAGGUCUCUUGAGGCUUCACAGAAAUUUCUACUGUUUGAAAGAUCGAUAUCAGAGCUCUUUGAUGUUAAUUUAAUAGAUUGAUCUUAUUUGAAAGUUGGUAUUUUACUGUGAUGCUGUCUGGCACUUAGUAGGCAGUCUUGAUUCCCAGGAUCUGUAACAGAGACAGGAAGAGAGUUCUGUGUAUAUGAAAACUUGCUCCAUUUAAGUAUGGGGUUCCAGUUCUUCCAUAUUUAAUACUACUAAUGAAUACUCAUUUUAAAAUACUGUGAUCAGUUCUACAGGUUGAUGCUGCCACCUACUGGAAAUAUUUUUUUUAGAGCUGAUUUGAUUAUUUAUAACAUUAAAAUAAUUAAAAUUUAAAACACAUUAAAUGCAUAAAAGGAAAGCCAGUAGAUCUUUUCAGGCUAUCACCUCAGGAUCACAAACUUGUUAGAAAAAAGUAUUAGCUGGGUUUCCUCUACCAAUUCCUGACUUUAAGGAGACAAGCAUGGACUACCCCCCCAGUUUGUCUCAUCCUUUACUAUCAUAGGCAUGUAUUUUUCCCACAACUGGAAAAUGACGCUGGCUCUUUCCAAAUAUGUAGAUUAGGUUUUAUCUCUGAAUUUUAUGAAGGUGCUUCUGUCUGCGUGGUCUAUGAAGGAAAUUUAAUGAUGCCAUUCUCCUACCUUUGAUCACCUGGCAACUAAAAUUAGUCAGCAGGAAUACUGUUGCUCAAAAUUAGCACAUAACCUUUUGAAGAAGUUAGAUGUGCUUUGCAUCAUCAGUCAUUUCUGAAAAGUAAAAUAAUUUUAUUUAAAAUUAUUUAAGUUAAAUUAGGCAUAUUUUACAUUUCUGAAUAUGCUUUCAUAAAAGAAUACAGAGGUAAUUUCUGGAGCAAGCACCAUGAGCAUCCCUUAUAAAAAUCUUCUAUUUUAUGGCUAUUAAUCUGAUUUUAGUCUGUGUUACUAAUGUACAACUGAUUUCAGAAUCAAAGGAAUCUGCAGCUGCUUUGUACUUGGGUGGGAAACCACUCGGUAUGAGCCAGGGAGUCAUGGCUGAAUGCUUGGCAAAUACCAGAAACCACAGGAAACAGAAAAUAGACUCUUAAGGUGACAGAUUUUAUAACUUCAGUGGGGUGUUUUCUGUGUGAUUUUCUUUUUGGUUUGUUUUUAAGUUUAAAUGUCAGAGUGUUCAUGAUCUCUUCCUAUGGUAAUUUAUAACUCCAACUUUGUGAAAUGGGAUGCUUACUGCCUAUUUUAUAUCAGACUUUAAGACUCAUAGUGGUACAGUGAUCUAGAAUUGUUACAUCAUUUGUUAAGCAGUACUUAUAGUUUUGUGAUAAAGUCUCAGUUAAAUCCCCAGGGUUAUGUUAAUACAUAAAAUAAUUUGUACAUCUGUAAAGAAGUAAGAAGUAUCUUUUUUAAAGCAAGUGGUAAAUAUGGGAACUUUGCAUGUUGUUGUUCAGUAAAUGAGGAAAAUUUCUUCGUACAUUUGGCUUUCCUAUGAUACACCCUUAUAAUGUUCAUAUUUUCUACUUAUUGAACAUGUAUUGAACAUUGAAAACGCAUGCUUUAGUUCAUUUUCUGGUAUUUGUUGUGAGAGAAAGCAAUAGUAAGCAUACUUUCAGUUACAAGGUAAUUUUAGUUGACAGUAGUUUCCUACCCUGUUGCCUUUUUUUUGUAGUAGUUUAAUUCUUGUCAAAGUUAUUGAAUUGGAUCUAUAGUUGAUCCAUACAAAGUAGAUACAUUCCCGAAUUACUGGAAUACAGCAAAAUAUGUGAUUUAGACUCAAUGUUUGUUCUAAAGUCUUUGAAAUCUUACUGUCCGUAUGUCCCACUAUCUAUGGGUAAGUGUUUAUCUGAUGUAAACAGUAUAUCAAUUGAGCUAUGGUAAUUCAAAAAAGCAGGGAAAUAAAUGUCAUAUAUGUAUAUACCUGCUAAAACUAUGGUUUCCUAAAGAAAAAAAAUACUACUUCUACACAUAUUAACAUAAUGGCUACUGGAAUACCUUCUUUUCUUUUGAAAAUUCUUUUACCUUCCCCAAAGCAUAGAUGUGUGUUUCAGGAUUUCUUUUGGAAAUAGAAUAAACAGUAUAGUUGGAAGGACUGUUAAAUAAAUGUGAAUCCAUCCCUGAAAAAAAAAGUCUUACCUAACUUUAAAACACCAAUUAAAGAAAUCCUGCAGUGUCCCCAAAGAAUUUCUUGUUGUAUAUAACUUCUAUUGGUGGACAGCUUUUCCUAAAUCUCCUUUGAUAGUCUCACUAACACUAGAUAACACUAGAUUUGUAUUUUAUUUAUUUAUUUGUUUAUUCUUUUCUUUUUCUUUCUUGUAUAUGGAAUUUUUAGUUGAACUAGGUAAAAUACAGGAAAAUUACUCUGAUACUACAAUUGAUUUAUAAUAUGCUCUUCACCUCCAUUAAAUCCGUACAGAGACAGGACAUCAAAUUCUCAGGGGGACCUUCUUAAUUUAUCUACGGGUUUAAACCCGCAAAUGCAGUGUGCAUUACCUCUGGAUAAUUGAACAGCAUGUUUCUGCAAUUAGAUUAAUGUUAGGUGCUAUGUUUGUGUAAUUUAUGUAAAUUAUAACUAUAGACUCUAAUUACCCUGUUUAAACUUGGCUGGCUCCCCGAAGACUUCUAAGAAGAAACUAAUAAUUAUUAGCUUAUCUUCUUGUAACACCCUGAAGGAUACUAUUAGCACUACACCAUUUGUGAGUUGUGAAGUUACUUUUAUUUUCUAACUAACAGGUGAUCUAAACAGAGAUCAAUAAAAUAAAAGGGCUAGGUCAAAAUAUAGAAAAACUUUGCAUUUAAGUUUGACAGCUUCUUUUGAAUAGAUACAGCCACAGUUAGUAGGAUUUAAGAUAAUUGGUAUGAAGAAUGAAUAUAUACAACUACAGAACCAGUAUACUUUUAACAAAGAAAAUAAAUUUUGGACUUCUAAUAUUUUUGCUAAUUGUUUGUAAAACUAAACAUUAGGUAUUGCAUCCUGUGCACUGCAAGAAUGGUUUAUUUUCAGUAGAUGGUUUUCAAUUCAGUGCAUUCCUCAGAGCUGCCAAAGAAAGGUCUUUGCUAUCCUUAGUAAAAGAACUAAAAUUCUAUCAUAUUUCAAAUAUAAAAUAUCUGUGUAGCUUUACUCUGAGUUAUGCAGCUACUGAACUUGUGCUUGCUGAUAAUUUACACAGCAAAGAGUUCAUUCUCACACACUAGGUAACUAACGGCAAUAAAUCUAAACUCAAAGCUAAGAAAGUGCACAGAAUAUUCAAAAAACUCUGUAAGAGUGUUUUCCUUAGACUAGAUUUUUUGCAAUUUCUGUAUUUGAAAUUAAAGUUAUGUGAUUUUAAAUCCAUGAAUUACUUCACCAAUUUAGGGAAGCACUGGACUGAGUGUGCACAGUAGAUGCUACAAUGAAUAGAGAAGGUGUAACAUUGAGCUCUCUCCAGUCAUAGCAAGAAGGUAACUGACAUGCUGAGCUCUGAAGUGCUAGGCACUAUGGGUUUUUAAAAUUAGACAAUUAAUCAUUUCAAUGCUCUGGCAUGAUUUUAGCAGAAAUGCGUACCGAAUAUAAACUCAGGGUUUCAGAUCAUGUCUUCCAAAUUGCAAGUCUCACUCUUUACACACAAAUUAAGACAUAUCACCAUUGAAAGAUGGUAUAUGAGUAAAACAAAUAAAAACUCAUCUGGUUGGAAUUACAUAGACAAUUUUAUUAUAUGAGAUUAACAGAACUACUGCAACUUGGUUCAAAACCCACAUUUAACAUCACUAUUACUGUGAAAAAAAUUGAAUUUGUAUGCCUGCUUUAGAGAGUCCAUUCUUCAAGUUCUUCCAUUAUCAUGGAUGACCUAGGUAAUACCAUUGUACCCAGAUCUAAUUAACUCAUAAAACAGAUUGCCCUAUAUUUAUUAAAGCUCCAAACCAAACCUUCAUAGUAGGUGUAACAUCAUGUAUCAGCUAGUUUGUGAGAUAACAGGAUUCAGCUGUUCUGAAUAGAACAGGAUUGUCUAACAGAUAUUUUCAUAACUAAGACCCCCAAAUAAAUUGCAUAUUUCAAAUGGAGUAAAUAUACUAAUGUUUUAUUUAGAUGUCUAUUUUAGAAUUUUAUGCUCUUAUCUUACCAUGUUUAAUUCUGCUUCCCAUCAAUAAUUAUAUCAAAUUGUUCAGCUGUUUUGGGUUUCACAUAUUAAUAUCUUUCUUUUAUGAAGUUACAAGCAUUGCAGCAGGAGUGAGAGUGGUGAGUAAAUACUGGCCUUCAAACAGGUGUAGGACAAAUGACAUGAGCUAGCAAAGUCUUACAAUACUGCAAAGGAAUCCAACAAAGCUCAUCUCUAGCAGUGGAAAAGCUAACUGUAUAUGUGAUGGUGUUACAUUAUUUAUUGCUUUGAAAUACCAGUUACCAGCAUUAUAUUUAAAGUCUUGAGUUUCCUUAUUUAAGUUGGCACCUUUCCAUGUUUUGCUACAGCACACUCAGGUCUGUAGCUAUAGUAUUGUUUUCUUUGUAGGUAAACAAAACUUUCCUUGUAACAGUUUCACUUUAUUAUUCAGCUGUCACUGAAUGAAAAAAAUGUUGUGCAUAACUAGCCCAGCACACUACCUCUUUAGUUUCCUGCCUAGCAGGAAACUUAAAAAGUUUCUGACCUAGCUUUGAUAGUACCAAGUACUACCAAAACCUGGUUUCACUGCAUUUGAAAAAAAAUGGAACUCUUUGGUACAUGAAUAAUUGAUUAUGUUGCCUUUGAUUAAUCUGUAGUUCUUUAUGCUACUGAUGAGACAUUAUAGUUGGUUUACUUUUGAGAAAAGAUUGCAUAGUUCAUUACUUGCACAUGCAGUUUUUUUCUUGUUGAAGCUUGUUUGCAAUUUGCAAUUUUACAAGCCACGGAACACAAAUAGGUAUUCUCACUUAAGCAUCCUUACUGUAGAAUCUCUUCUGUCAUGAUCUUAGAAGGCUGUGUACAUGUAUUUAAUUAAACACAAAAGAGGAUUAAGGCCAGUGAAGUGUCAUGGUUGAACACACAAAACUCUACACAACAAUACAUUUCCUUUGCAGUUAACUCUGCCCCCAAAAAGCAUUAAUAGAUUGUAUUAUUUGCACUUUUAACUGAUUCAGUAAGAAUUUUAUCACUGAUACUGUUUGUCCUUGUUGUACAAAGCUGUCAUUGCUGUUUUAAUUGGUAUUACUUUAGGCAGAAGCCCUAUUAGCCCAAAAGCAUAAAAAAAUGUGUUUGUAGUUACUCUUUGUAAUUAAGACAGGAAGAGGUGAAUUGCAAGGAGGACCUGGAAGCCAUUUUGUCUAUUAAGAAUAGUUUUGAGGGAGUGAGUCAGUGCAGGCCCUCUUAAAUGCCAUGCUGCUUUUUGUUCUUGGAGUUGAGGUUCUUUCGCCAAGUGUUUGGCUGCUGUCUGGGAUGCAACACGAGUGUUCAUCCCUGUGAGGCCAGAUGGGUACCUGUGGAGACACCCUCCUGCAAGAGGUGGAUGAUGAGGAGUUACUAGUGUGGGGUCCAGCAUCAGGCCAACACCACUUCCAGUAAUAUACUGGUGUGCUUCCAGUACAAACUGGCCUAGCCCAGUGUGCCCAUAGCUGCCUCCCACGGAUCACGGGUGCGUUUGACCACCUGGCCAUGUCUCCAAGGGCUCUGCCUCCGGCUUUGUGCCCUCCUUAGGGGCCCUGUCCCCGGUUCAGUCUCCCAGGGCUCCCUCCCUUCAGCCCCAGGGGCGCUGCGGCCAGCCCCACACCCUCACAUUCACCCACCCGCAGCCUGCGGUAGCAGCCGCCGCUACCCGUGCCGGCACGGAUGAAGCGGGCCGGGGCCCCCUCGUAGACACCUCCGGGGGCUCGGGCCUGGGGGGGCCGUCCCCGCUGUGCUCAAGGGUCUGCUGCCGGAGCCCCCGAGCCACCAGCGGCCCCGCCGGGCACCCUCCACCGCCCAUUCUCGUGAGAACACGCCGGCGGCGGCGCCCCUGCCGCAGGCGGCCCGGCGCCUGCCCUCUCUUUAUAACGCUCGCCGCCAGCGGAUUGGCGGAGCCAGGGCGGGCUCCGGCCCCGCCCGCCCCGUGCCGUCGCGACCGCCAUGUUAGAGAGCGGGGAGGGGGCGGUGGGGCUGCCAUAAAGCGAGCGGGUGGGGGGGGAGCGCUGGCUGCGGGCGGCGCAUGGUGCUGGGCAGGGGCAGGCUGGCGGGGGAGGAAGAGACGGCGCGGGUUGUCGCGCUGGCUUGUCGGCGAUAGGAGCGAAUGGUGGAUGCCGCGAUCCCCGGCGGUGGCGAGAUGGAGCUGGAGCUGGAGCAGCAGCAGCGGCCGGAGAAGAGCGGCGCGGGCCUCCUCGUGGCGGAGAGUAACAGAGCGGGAGCCGCCGAGGACGCCACACAAAAUGGCGGACGCUCUGAGGGCAGUGGCGCUGGGGAGGCGCUGCUGGUGGCUGCUGUCGCUGCAGAGGGCAAGGGCCCCCCAAACCUCAGCAUCACUAGCGGCAGCCAGCGCAGGAGCAGCGUCUCGGCGGCACUCGAGCAGCAGCAGCCGCCGCCCAGCGAUGCGUUGGGGGGGCCGCCCCCUCUCCCUAAGCCCCCAGAAGACGUGCCUGUUAGGAGGAACUUUCAGAUCCCCAGGAAGAGCAGAGAAAAGAAAGCACUCUUUCAGCCAGUAGCUGUGGGCUCUCGAGAGUUUGAGGAUGUUGUGAAGAUUCUGCAUUCAUCUUACUUGGAACCCGGUUCAGUGUCGAAUUUUAAUUACAAGAGAGCCAGCUUAGUGCACAGUGAACUGUUGGAAAAGGAAUUCACAGAAAAACGCAGAGAGCUGAAGUUUGAUGGUCGCCUAGAUAAAGAGCUUUCUGAAACCUAUGCGUUUCUAAUGGUUGAUCGAUCUCAGAUCCAAAGCAUAUGUGAAAAGGGGCUGCAGGUGGGCCACUCCAAAAUAACAAUUCUUGGCAGCCCUUCCAUGGGUGUGUAUAUCUCCAGGUAUGCUGAUUUAUUGCAACCUAAUCCUCUAGAAGCUGGAGCAACCGGAGAUGUGAUUGUUUUUAAAAUAAUAAAGGGAAAAAUGAAAAGCAUAUAUGACCACAUAGGUAUGAAAACAAUGGAAUCGACAGUGAAGAGUGCAUUAGAUCCAACACCCAAGCAUGAGUGUCAUGUUUCAAAGAAUGCAAAUAAAGUAACCUCCUUGUUGGCUUACCGAGCAUACGAACUUACUCAGUACUAUUUCUAUGAAUAUGGCUUUGAUGAGAUAAGACGAAGACCAAGGCAUGUUUGUCCCUAUGCUGUCGUUUCAUUUACUUACAAAGAUGAAAUGGUGCAAACACCAAAAUUCCUGCCCCCAUCAAGAUCAAACAGCUUCAACACAGAGAGAAGUACAGAUAAAUUUAACUAUACAUUAUGGAGGGGACAGCUCUGGAAUAAAGGCAAACUCCUGUGCCAUGUUUCCUUGAAGUCAGCAGCACGUCCUUUCCUUCCAUGCAAGCUUCCUGAGAAGCUUGAUGUUGAAAAAGUUGUGAGCAUUGACCAACUGAAGAAGAAAAUUUCACCAGCGUUGUUGUAUAAAGAAACUUACCUAGGAGCAAAAGAAGUGUUGAAGAAUGGAAUGUACUGUAGUCUUUAUGAAGUUGUGGAGAAGUCCCGUUCUGGUAGUCACUUGGAGGGAUUACUUCAAAAGCUAGAGAAAGAGAAACUUGUUCUCGUUAAACCACUUCUGGACAGAGGAUUUCUUUUUCUUCUUUCUCCUUGGCAAAUGACAUCCCCUUAUGACCACCAAACUGGACGGUCCCGCAUGUUAAAUGCAUUAUUUCUGUUUCCCGAACCUAGAGGUAUAAUGAGCUCAACACAAAAAAGUGUUCCGUUUGGAACACAGAAAAAUUCAACUACCAUGGUGUUGCACGAAAAUCAGGAGAUCAUUCCAGAAUUCACAAAGUUUAUUCAGUCUCUACAUUUUGCUUUAAUCCAGUCUCGUAAAGACGCUACUGCAGAUUUCAAUACUGUUGUGGAAAAGUAUAUAAAUGAGUAUUUGACAAGAUGCUAUAGUGGCUCUGGAAAAUAUAGAGAAUUUGUAUUAUAUCGGUAUGAAUCACGGUUGGAUGACAAAAAAUUUCUUUAUUCUGCUCCAAAAAAUAAAUCUCAUAUUGACAGCUCCUUGCAAAACUAUAUUUUUGGUUGUGAGGCGUAUCAACUACCUGUUUCUAGAGCUAAGGAAUUGAUGGAGGGAAAUCGGAAACUUCAACAGUUCAGUCCCAUCUCAGAUUAUGAAGCUACAGAAGAAGACUCUGAUUUUGCCAAUGCAAAAAGUGGGAAAAGAAUCCGUGCAAAAUAUGAAGCAACUGCUGCCAAGCGAAAAUUCCCUCAUCACGGAGAUUAUGAUCCUGAUAGACUGAAAGAACUUAUUAACUUAAUCCAAUGUAGGAAAAAAAAUGUAGGUGGAGAUUCUGAUUCCGAAGACCUUAGAAAUAAGAGUGGACUGAAAAGGAAGCUGGAAAAACAGUCUGAAAAUCUGCGGAAACACUUAAAAAUGAGUGAAGCCUCAGAGAAUAGUUGUCAGUACGAAGGGGGCAGAACCUCGGACUCGCCACAGUCAGUUUUCUCAAUUAUUACUGGUCUUGGUGGACAUGAUACUGACUUGAGGCAGCAAGAUGUUUCCGACCCUGCUGUUACUGACACGCACGGCCUCAUUAAACUGCUUUUAGAAACACUAGCUAGUUCAGGACACAUGGAUUCGUCGUUGGCACGGUCUGUAAAUCAAGCUUUAGGAUUAAACGCUGAUGAAAUUGAAGAGGAUAUGAGACAAAAAUAUGAAUAUGAAUCCAUUCCAGCACAGGACAGAGAUGAUCAUGAGCUUCCUAAUGCUGUUCAGGCUGAAAAUGUUAACUUUAAGGACCCACAGAGCCCUGUGAUGCUGGAAACUGACGCAGCUUGCUUACCCUACCCUAUCGAUGUUGACCUACGGCUUUCAGCUAAUGAAGUAGGCCUUGAACACACACUUCGUUUAAAAGAAGCAAGCACUGGAAGUGUAAGUAGCUUUGAAGACUACAGUCCCUGUCCUAGUACACCUAUAGAACACAUUUAUCGCAGGCAACAUUCCAACUCAAAUAACAUAGGAGAAGUUGGAAUGCACUGGAGACUGAUUCCAAUUACAGGUCUGAAAUCACCAGAAGAACCACUGGUGUUUUUACCACCAAAGGAUGCCUUCCCUAAUGACCCCCGGGUAAUAAAUAGGCAGAGAAGUUCUGAUUAUCAGUUUCCAUGCUCUCCAUUUUCAGACACACAAAAGGGGACAGCAGAAGAUGGACUUUGUACAAGACAAGUGGAGAAACUUGAAGAUCAGUGUGGGCUAGCAGAUCAACCUUUUACAACUAAGCAUUCCAUAAGUGCAAUAAUAGAGACUACACUAGUAGAAGAAUAUAAUCUUUUUGCAAAAAAGAUUCAGGAAAUUUUGCAGCAAAAGAAUAUCGCUUAUGUUAGUGGUAUGUCCACACCAGUCUUCUCAGCCCGAGAGAGGAUAAUGAGACUUUCUGAAUACAUUUGUUUACAGGCAUCAGAGAUCUCUGUGCAAGAAUAUAUAGAGACACUGAGUGAAAAACUGCAUAGUGUUAUUUUGUCCUCUUCAAGCGCUAGGCAUACUCCACCAAUUUAUUCUAGUCCUGAAUCAGCAGAAAUAGUUCGUAACGCUGCACUGAAUCCUUCACCCGAGGUGUUACCUGCUUGCAGGGACUCUGACCCAGCAUUACUAUCAGAGCCAUUGUGUAAUAAUGUAAUGGAAGAUGUUGAGUCUAAGGAGCAGCAUUCAGCAAGCUUGCCCGUAGUGAAGGAGGAAAUGGAUCAUGUGAAUGCUAAAACAGAAGAUAUACUGACAUCUGAUCAGACAUCUUCCAGUGGUGAUCUGAUGGGGCAGCCAGAAAAGACACAGAAAUCCGUAGAGAGCUUAAAUAUUUCAAGCCAACCAGCUCUUUCUGAUUUUAUAAGCCAAUUAAAACCUGAAGUAUUUAACAGUUUGGUCAAAAUUAUUAAAGAUGUACAGAAAAACACCGUGAAAUUUUAUAUUCAUGAAGAGGAAGAAAGCAUUCUCUGCAAAGAAAUCAAGGAAUAUCUUACAAAGUUAGGUAAUACAGAGUGCCAUCCAGAACAGUUCCUUAAAAGAAGAGCUGAUUUAGAUAAACUGUUGAUAAUUAUUCAAAAUGAAGACAUCGCCAACCUCAUCCAUAAGAUACCUGGCUUAGUAACUUUGAAGAGGCUUUCUUGUGUCAGCUUUGCGGGUGUCGAUAGCUUGGAUGAUGUGAAAAAUCACACUUACAAUGAACUCUUUGUGUCUGGUGGUUUUGUUGUGUCAGAUGAAUCUGUCCUUAAUCCAGAGAGCAUCACAAUAGAUAAACUAAAACAAUUCUUAAAAUUUUUGGAGGAUCUCAAUACACCAGAUGGGAAAUGGCAGUGGAAAGUCCACUGCAAAAUACAAAAAAAACUUAAAGAGCUGGGGAGACUGAAUACUAAUGCCUUGAGUCUGCUGACCCUGCUGAAUACCUACCAAAAGAAGCACUUGGUUGAAAUUCUGUCCUACCACCAUUGUGAUUCUCAAACUCGAAAUGCACCAGAAUUAGACUGUCUUAUCAGGCUUCAGGCGCAAAACAUACAACAGAGGCAUGUUGUCUUCUUAACAGAAAAGAAUCUCAAAACGCUUUCAAAUUAUGCUGAAAAUGGAGUAGUGGUUGCUACUGUUGAUGACUUUAUGCAAAAUUUUAAAAGUCUUGUUGGGUAUCACAACUCUGUUACUGAAGAAAACAGCCUGCCUCCCUCUGAUGCUCAGAAAAGACAAUCAGAUGCUGUUUUGACAUUAACCCCUUUGGAGCUGGGAGUUGGGAUUUCCCAACACUAAACAUGAACACAAUGCGCAGAAGCUUUUAGCAUCGGAGUAACUGGACAUUCACACAGAGGGUUAAGUGUGUAUGUUGAGUAAGUGAACAAGAGUGGCAGAAGACCAAGACUUAAGUGAUAAUGGACUUACAGACCUGAAGCAUAACACUCUGUGAGUAGUGUAUAGCUUUUCUAACAAAAGUUUGUAUUUCAAUAGAAUAGGACUUUCUUUUUUUUUUUUUUUUUUUUAAUGUAGUUCUUGUAGAAAACGAUGAAAAGGAUGAGGAGGACAUGUCUCUGGAUUCAGGGGAUGAAGCAUCACAAAUAGAAAUCUGGAAUGAUGCCUCUAAGUAUGAUCCAUGUCGCUUGGAAGCUUUGCAGACAGAGGCCAAGGGCUCACAUGGAGUAGAUACAAAAGAAAGCUGUGUAUCAACUACAGAGUUAUCUCCUGAAGCACAAAUUGGUUUGAUGGAAAAGACUUCUAAAAUUGACUUGGAAGAGAUACAGCCAAUUACUCCAGUUUCUACAACAUGUUCUGCUGAAGGAGAAAAACAGAACUCAGUUGAACAAGCUCCUUUUAAUAACUUCCAAGUUUACAGCAGACAAUUAAACAUGUCCCAUCAAUUCAGUCAGUUUAAUGUACUCACUCAUCAGACUUUUCUGGGAACAACAUACCCGAUUUCUGCAAAUCAAAACCAAGAAGGGGGCAAUUAUUUUCUAUCUGCUUACAGUCAGAGCAUGGAUACAGAAAAGUCAUCAUCGCCUGGUGGCUGGGAUAUAAAUUGUGAUUCUUCCAGGCCAUAUUCAAAACAGAAAUAAACUUGUAAGUCUUUUUUAUAAGUUGCUGUGGACUUUUCUGUUUCUAGAAUGGUGGAUUAACAAUUUCUAUUUUAUUCUGGAACAAAAUGUUUCUUGUCCUUUAUCUUAAAUGUUUUCUUGUCUUAUUUAAACCAUGAUGGCCUGUACCUGUUGGAAGCAUCUGAAAAUUGAAAUAAAUAUAUAUAUUUUUAACA